Anopheles cruzii is the source of this 3877-nucleotide messenger RNA. It is a transcript of the gene Gbs-76A, whose product is annotated as glycogen-binding subunit 76A. The record is from RefSeq and is a predicted model, not a curated record. Bases 714 to 2837 code for a protein of 707 amino acids. Gene Ontology annotation, molecular function: protein phosphatase 1 binding; glycogen binding. Lineage: Eukaryota; Metazoa; Arthropoda; Insecta; Diptera; Culicidae. Gene Ontology annotation, cellular component: protein phosphatase type 1 complex. Gene Ontology annotation, biological process: regulation of glycogen biosynthetic process. The transcript has 5 exons.
CAGCGCAUCUCUCGGGCACCUCUGCUUGAGGUGUUAAGCAGUUAGCUCAACCUGCAACCCACACGCUCCCACCCCACCCCACCCCACUUCGAUCGAUGCUAGUUCGAUCGCUGGAAUGCAGGUCCUUUGCGGGACGGGGAAUUCUUAAUACCGGCUUGGCCAAACCGAAUCCGGUUCGGCACACACGUUAGCUCGAACACCGAAGAGUCGCUGCAUACUUGUGCAACAAAGUCAACGAGAAAGCUGGAACUUCAGUUGCCGAACUGUACGAUGCCGAAUCGUGUAAGUGAAACUAGCCAUCUCAUACUGUGUUGUCGUUAAUUCGCGUGUAACGGUGGCCGUCUUUUGGCAGUGCAUAGGAAUUUCGUGCUUUCUACACGUCGCCGAUUACAUGAAACUCUAACUGGAGCUGCAACAGCCGUAGAACGAAUAGAAUCAGUACAACGACAAACAUCGCCGAAGAUCUUCGUUUCCGACCAGCGAACGACGUGUUGGGGACGGUGGCAAUCACCGACGGCGACAAGCAGUCAUCACGUCCCACCCAAGUAUUCCUGCAGCAGCUGAUCAGGCAUCUAUUUGCCGCUCAGCUCACUAUUAUCAUCACAGUGACAGCGAUCGUUAUUGGACUUCUGAUAGAGCUACGAUUGCAUGAAGUUUGGUCGCUCUACAUCUGGUGGUGGUGGAAUAUUCUGUCCAGAAACUGCCUCACUUCCAUGACAACGCCGGGCGAUCCGUCAGCGACGACUGGACCUGACAGACCGUGCGGCAUCACAGCCCUGCUCCCGAUUGGUAUGUCGUGCCGUGGCCGCGCCGAGGCCUUCGCUCGGAGCUUACAAUCACGCCUUCGGAAUCUUGGUGUGCAGGGAAGUGCCGGUGACGAUGGGGACCUUACGGCAAACGAUGAGCAGCAGCAUCAUACCGAGAACACGUGGCUAUCGGCAACUUCAAAUGACGAGCAGCAGACGGUCAUAACCAGCCCUCUCCAGCCCCUACGAAUUGUCCCUCAUGAGGCCGACUCUUUCUUCGACUUUGGCCUGGAAGCGGAAAGUCCUAGCUCGCCAGUCGAAGAAUGCGAAUAUAUGAGACUGAUCGAAACAGCAUCGGCCACACCCACAGGACACCCAUCAGAACACGCUCCGUCGGUUGUUGAUCCUACAGCACAAGCACCCGAGUCAGGGUACGUCUGUUCUUCACCUUGCUCGACACCACAGGGGUCGGCCGCAAGCAGCCACAGCAGCUCAUCCGACUGUCAAUUCUACGAUCCGGAUAGUUCAGAUCCCGAACAGCGUUCUGUGGGAGGCUGUGAGUACUACGACUGUACGAUACCGGCGCUAAGUGCUAGCGGGUUGGUUGUUCCACGGCUGCAGACUAUUGGUGCUGUCCACGCUUACGGUUCAGCAACGAUAGGGACAGACUCAGUGGAGGGUACAGGGGCUAAGUCUACCGCCGACACACGAAACGAUGUAACUUCAUCUACCUCACCAUACAAUCCAUUCACUAGUCAAAUCGUUGGCCACCGAGCUUACAGCGCCAACGGACAUGUAACCACAGGUUUCUCCGCCAGCAACGUCGACAGUGACAGCUGUUCAGAGUCACUUCCGCCGUCACAAUCAACGGAAUCUAAUAACUCCACCUUUACGGGACUAAGUUCGAACUCCAACAGCACGCUACAGGACGUGACCAUGGAACCGCUCGAGGAAGCACAAUCGGAUUGCCCUGGCACUUCAUCGCAGGAACAACACACAGGGACGGACGUACCGGAUGGAGGCAUACGCCAUGUCGGUAACGGUCAUGCUAUUAUGCCACGUGGAACGAUCAUAAACGCUGAUACCGAGAUUGAGCUAAUGGCAAGCGGGUUGAAGUACGUUGAACAGAAGAGGUCUGAUGCAGCUCAUCAGUAUAGUGAUGGGAAUGGGCAGCCGGGGGCUCCGUGUGCUGUUAUUCAGAUUGCGGAAGUUGAGAAAAUUCUUAAAGAUUGCACCAUUAGCGAUCGAUCGUAUGAGCGAACAAACUCAAACGAUGAUGGCGUGCAGGAAAAUAAGAGUGAAACGAAAUACGAUCGUCGAUCGGGCCUUUCUUCGGGUGAUGAAGAUGAAGAGGAAUCGAAACCACAGCGCAUUAGACGCAGUUCGUCUCUCAAAACGGGCAAAACUCCUCCCGGAACACCGGGCCGAAAGAAGAUAGUACGCUUUGCCGACGUUCUGGGGCUUGAUCUAACCGAUGUACGAACGUUUAUGGACGAGGUGCCGAAGGUGCCGCCUUCUGCCUUCGAGGACCUCACGAUCGUGCAGGCGACUGAACCGACCAUGCCGGAAAUUAGUCUAGGGCCGAAAGCGGACAGGGUUCUAGUGCCACUCUUUCAGCAACCUGGAGCCUUACCAUGUUUUCUCGAUCGUGUCCGCGAGAAGCAGGUAAACCUGGAGAACGCAGCCGUCACCGAUCCGAUCACAUUGACGAUCACAGGAACAGUUCGCGUGCGGAAUCUCGACUUUCACAAAUCGGUGUACGUGCGCUAUACACUCGACAACUGGCGCAGCUACUCCGAUCUGCAGGCUACAUACGCUGAAAACUCAUGUGACGGGUUCUCGGACAAGUUUACCUUCACACUUCACGGUAACUCAGUACAGGUUGGUCAGCGCAUCGAGAUGGCAAUCCGGUUUCACUGUCGGGGCGAACAAUUCUGGGACAGCAACUACGACACCAACUAUGUCUUCCAGUGUUUGCCGAUAACGCAACCAACGCCGAUAACUGCGAGCCGGCCUGUACCACUUCCGUCCUCCAUCAGUGCUGGUCACAAUCCGCUUAGUCCCGUAGGUUGGUGUAGCAGUUUCUAUUAAAUGCCCGGUCAGUGUUUUGUUGGUUCUUUGCUGACCAACAAAAGAUGUCUGAGAGAAACGGAAGCCACAUGAAAGCACCGCUAAUAUGGAAGUCGUUCAUACCAACAUUAAACCAGGCUCUACCGAGCUGAAUAUACCUUGUUCAGCGUUCGUCUAUGGGUCUUAGUAUUAUUGGAAUGUUUAAAAAUUCGCUUACGAUGAUCAUUGAGCAUCAGCGAUACUUCCAGGAGCUGCUAAAAAGAUCAUAACACAUUUGAAAGAAAAGUUACAAAACGAUGCCAAUAAUGCCGGAAAAAUGUGCAACAGUAAUCACUAAAUCGAACCCAAAACCUUUACUUGAACAAAGUCAAGUAUUGGAAUAAUCAAGAACAUUGAGCAGCAAAAAAAGAUUCAGCGAUUAUAUAUGGUUUGAUAAAGCUUUAGUAGACUAGCGAAAGUGAAAAUGUAAUGGAAUGUAGGAAAAUAGUGACUGAACUCAGGAUGAUUGUGGGCAAAUAGCAAGUAAUUGCACCGCCUGAGAAACGUAAAAAAGUAAAAGGAUUGUUAUGUUUGCGAAAAUUAUAUACGAAGAAGCAAUGUGUGACAGAUAAUUCAAAUGAAAACCAAAAAACUGAACCGAUCGACGCAGCCCAUUACUAUUUUUUUAAAUACUUAGGAAACUAACAAACGAAAACGCAAUGAAUCGACAAAUGGCUAGUGCUUUGAGCAGGACGAUGUCACAAGUGAAAAUUGAUAAUGUUUGUUUGCCCCAACGGACGGUCGUUUGUGUGUCUUAUGAUCUUGUCCCUAGAGUCUAAUAUCAUCCCAAAGUUUAGUAGUAAUAAUAAAGUUUAUGGGCGACUGUAGCAAAUAGUGCCGAUGAGCCGUCUCUCGAGAUCGAUCGUCAAGUGUAAAGAAGAGCAAUCGACAUUGUAAAACAUGAACGUGCUGUUCAACAUUAUCAUAGGGGCUGCAUGUUAGGAGCAUCGUUGGUGCACUGAAUAUUCUGUAUAAAGGACAGUUUCAUUCAGUUUAGAGUUGAAUAAAGUGGGCAUAACUUA